AUGGAAAUCAAUCCCAAAGUCCCAAGAACAAACGACGAUUCAGCUCAAACUGUUGCCUCAAUAGACGAUCUCUUAAUUGCAAUUUUCCUUUGCCUCCCGAUAAAGGACCUCAUUCAAUUAAGACGAGUUUCAAAGCAGUGGCAUCGUCUCAUCAGCAAUCCAAGAUUCUGUAUCCAGCGAAAUCCCAUUCCCAAUCCGCCCACCGGCCUCUUCCUGCAGUGUCUGCACUACGUGGCCCGUCUUCGGAUAGAAUACCUUUCUUUCACGGGCCUCGAAUCAAUGAAGCUACAGUUAAGGAAACUCAAGUUCGUCAAGGACCCAUCCGGCAUCAGGAUCCUGCACUCUUGCAAUGGCCUCUUACUCUGUUCAAGCUUCAGGGCCCGUGAUAUCAAUCGGAAGUACUAUGUUCACAAUCCCACCACCAAUAAGUUUGUCCUACUUCCCAAACUGGACUCGACGGGUAUACGUGGGAUGAGCUUGGCUUUUGAUCAAAUCAAGUCUCCUCAUUACAAAGUUGUUUGCGUCCAUAACCAGCGCCAAAUUGAGGUUUAUUCAUCGAAAAAUGGGUCUUGGAGAAAUCACGGGCAGACCCCACAAGUCCGGGUAAGCUUCAAAAAUGGGGUGUAUUGGAAUGGAGCCAUUCACUGGACUAGCAAUGGAACUGGAAAUGAUUCUCUAUAUUUUAAUGUUGAUAAUCAGUUGUUUGGGGAAAUGCCAAUUCCUCCUACUGGCUGGGAUCGUGUAAACAAUUAUUAUUUCGGAGAGUCCUAUGGACACUUGCACUAUAUUAGGCGAAGCUUGCAAUUUAAGGUGUACGAGAUGAGGAGGGACUAUUCUGAGUGGUUUGUUAAGUACAAGGUCAAUCUUUUGCCUCUUGUAAGGGCUUAUCCAAGUAUGACGCGGGCUGGUUUUAGCCCAAUGAGUUUGUCUUACUAUGCAUUUUCUGUUCUUUGUUUAGUUCGAGGGGAGAAGGAGGAAGGUUCGUUCUUGGUUGUGCAGAUUCCUGAAAAAGCCAUUCGGUAUAAUGUCGUUUGUGGGACUUUCGGGACGCUGUGCGAGUUCGCCGAUGUCAAUUCAGCUGGUCGUUUGAGGUAUUCGUGUACAGAUGGAUUCCAAUAUGUUGAGACCCUUUGUUGUGUUUAG
Messenger RNA from Striga asiatica, 1143 nucleotides. The record is from the annotation of a GenBank genome assembly. Lineage: Eukaryota; Viridiplantae; Streptophyta; Magnoliopsida; Lamiales; Orobanchaceae.